GCACAUCCGACGUCCCUACCCAGUCCGCGACCGAACAACUUCGAGCCAUGGGAAAUGAGCCGUGUAAGUGCUUGAAGAGUGGCGCUGAGAAUGACAUUCUAAUCUUCCAGCUGCCAGUCUGUGGAGGUGUUGAUGCUGUCCAGGCCAAGGAGGCGGAGGAGAAAUAUUUGCGAGUUCUUAUUCGAGUGCAACGGCAUUGGCGUGUGGUCACUGCGCGCCGAAAGAUGGCUUCCCAAGCAGAAGUCUCUUAUACAGCUGGCACCGCCAACAAGCAGCGAUUUCUCUUACACUGGCAGGCCAAGUACAUCGUCGCCAACAACCUUCCGGCCAAUGAUGCCCACUGGGAUUCGGAUGAUCCUGCAUGGGUCGGUAAGGCAUCCAUGUCAAAGCACCAUCGCUUUUUGAUCCGCAGGAAUCUGCACUGGCGGUGGUUCAAUGCUCUGGUCUUCGGCAUGCUUGACGAGAAUGAUAUGGUUUACCCACACGGUCAAUGCUGUCGGGAAGCGGUCGCAGAGUUAAACAUGAUGAAGGAUGCUGCCUUGGCAUGGGUUGCUGGAGUGAGGUCUGAAGAAGGGUGGUCCGAGAAUGUGGGGCUUUUCUUCCAUUGCUAUGGGCACAAUAGUGUGAACUCCUUGCACUUGCACGUCAUCGAUAUGGACUACAUCGGUCCCAGCUUCCAUAGUCAGGAGUUCAAAAACCUGCCAUUGGAAGAAGUGCUCAAGGUCCUACAGGAAGAUGUUGACCGGACGCCGAUCAACGGCACCUUAGCCACCAUGGAUUCCCAUCCAGCCAUCGACGAAAGUGUUGACCUCAAGGCAGCCAGUGUGAAAGCCUGCCCAGUGAUCAACAAUGCGGAAUCCUUUCGGGCGGCCAGAGAGAACUUCUGGAAGUUGGGGGGCCCCCGGGCUCUGAGAGAUCAAUUUGAACGCCAGGGCUUUUUGAAGUCGGGAUCCUCCAAGCUGACGACCUCCACGAAGCCCUUCAAUGUCUUCGCACGCUUGGCGUAUCAAGACACGGUGGCCCGGACCUUGAUCGCCUCGGAAAGUGGCCUCUCCAAGUUGACGAAAUCCAGAUGAGAACGCGAUGAAGACGGGGUAUGAAUCCCAGUUGCGCGGACCGGAAGGUGUGGGACGAAGGGGCUCGGAGUGGCAGGAUGCGUUGAAAAUGAGACUAGUGACUAGGCGAUGCUUGUAUGGAUGUUGUCAUGUCCUGGUCCAAAGUUUAUAGCAAAAAGCAUACUCCAAAGUUUUUCCUAUAGCGUGAAAGAACAAGAAAGAACGCCAUAUGUUGGGAAUGUUGUACAGAAGCAUCUCAGCCAGACCAGCUGUCUCAUGUCUCAUGCUGUCUCCAUUCCUUCGGAGCCUCAUCCCUCAACCAUCACUCUAUAGAACUACAUGAGGAGACACGGCAUGUGCGCCGGUGUGUGUGUGUGUGUGGCUGCUUUUGCUGUGGUUGUUGGUUGCUGGUUGCUGUGGUUGUGGUUGUGGUUGUUGUUGUUGCUGUUGCUUCGGAUAAACCUCAACAAGAUAUCGAUUGGGUUCCUCACUUUCUUUGGUCCGACGGACCCUGUGUUGAACAAGUUGCACAAGUCACGUCACAUCCUCUCAUGCGGGAAGCAGCGAAGAAUCCCAAUGCAUGUCAAUGCAUGUAUGGAAUGUUUGUGAACAUUAUUAGCCCAUUAGGGUGGUUUCAAGCGUUCUAAGAGUCAAUGUAUAUCGUAGGAACAUGGCCUCUUGGAUGUGGAACAUGGCCCCUUGGAUGGAUGACCAUUUUCCUCUACAAAAGGUGGUGCCAUCCACUUCCGGUGAUCCCAGGUUGGGAGGGUCAUCCUCCCUUAAUUCAAGUCUUGUUUCUUGGGCAGAAACGCAAGGUAUCCCAAAAUCAAACUUCCGACUUUUCACCUGGUUCCGCUUCAGAGUGGCACCAUUGAACGCAGAGAUUUGGCUUCCCAACUUAAGACUUGAGGCAAAUCAGUUUUGAGGAUGUUUCUUCCACUUGUCCUCCACCAUCAAUUCUCAGGCAGGAGAUUUUUCCGAAUCAUUCUGAAGAUCUUUGAGCUCCUGGGCCUUUGGCUUUGCUCCCCGAAGUUCAGAGUGAGAGAGACUGGACUAGGCUGUGGCCAUUGCAAAGCAAUGGCAGCGAAGGUGCCCGGCGGGCCAAGAGAAAUGCUUCAGAGAAGUGCUCAUCUUCAAGAGAUGAGUUCUUUCAGAUUAAAUCUCCAGUUGCAUUGUACUGACGUUUAAAACCCAUGACUUCCAGCAGUGCUCCUGCUGCACUGCAUCUUAUUUCGAAGAUGUUCGAAGCAUUUGGUUUCACUGGUGGGACAAAAGAGGCAGAUGCAGAGGCGAAUUUCCUGUGGAGGGUUGGAAGAUGCG
This is a messenger RNA of Durusdinium trenchii, 2375 nucleotides long. NCBI's taxonomy places the organism in Eukaryota, Dinophyceae, Suessiales, Symbiodiniaceae. The record is from the annotation of a GenBank genome assembly.